AAAGUUGAUUAAAAUUUACAAGUACUUCCGCUUGUACGUCUUCGAAAGCACAUGUCUGAGUAAUCAUCAAAGUUUACAACCCCCUUGGCGCAUAUCAGAAUGCUGCGGCGACAAACUCGUCUGCGAAGGGAAUAUGUCUACCGGAAAUCUGUCGAAGAAAGAGAGCGAGCUAUACAAGAGAAAAAGGAGAAAAUUAAACGUGCUUUGGAUGAUAACACACCAAUCCCUACAAGUCUUAGGAAAGAUGCUGUGGAGCUGAACAGAUCCUUGGCAUGGGAUGAUGAUGGAGGAGAAGGUGUCACAACGCAUGAAGAUGAUGAGUACAGAUGGGCAGGGGUUGAAGAUCCUAAGAUAGUCGUUACCACAUCUAGAGAUCCCAGCUCCAAACUCAAACAGUUUGCUAAGGAAAUAAAAUUGAUCUUCCCCAAUAGUCAGAGGAUUAACCGUGGCAACUAUGAGACCAAACAGUUGGUAGAUGCUUGCAGAGCCAAUGAUGUAACUGACAUAAUCAUCGUUCAAGAGCACAGGGGAGUGCCAGAUGGUAUGACCAUUUGUCAUCUGCCAUAUGGUCCAACAGCAUAUUUCACUUUGAUGAAUGUUGUCAUGCGUCAUGACAUCCCAAAUGUUGGUACAAUGUCAGAGGCCUUUCCUCACCUAAUCUUCCACAACCUUUCCUCCAAGCUUGGCAAACGAGUAACAAACGUUCUUAAAUACCUCUUCCCUGUUCCCAAAGAGGACAGCAGAAGGGUUAUUACCUUUGCAAAUGAUGAUGACUACAUUUCAUUCAGGCACCAUGUCUACAAAUUUGUUGAAAAAAAGAUUGAGCUGACAGAAGUUGGACCACGGUUUGAAAUGAAACCAUACCAAAUAAUUUUGGGCACAAUAGAAGGAGCUGACACAGCUGAUGUGGAAUGGGUCUUCCGGCCGUACAUGAACACCACAAAGAAACGGAAAUUUUUGUCAACAUAAGCACCAAAGUGUGUGUGUGUGUGAGAGAGAGAGAGAGUCAAGAGAGCAAGUCUAAUGGUUGUAAUCACCCUGAAUCCUUUUUUUUUUUUUUCAUUAUUGUUAUAUACUGCAUGAUUGUGGCUGGUAAGUCUACUCUUAGCUGAAUUGUGAUAGUAAUUGGCAUUAAGUCAGGACAUUUGGUUUGAAAUAGAGUAAAAAAAUUUUUUUAAAAA
Pomacea canaliculata is the source of this 1181-nucleotide messenger RNA. Its product is annotated as U3 small nucleolar ribonucleoprotein protein IMP4-like. The coding region runs from base 100 to 969 and encodes 289 amino acids. The transcript is spliced from 9 exons. Lineage: Eukaryota; Metazoa; Mollusca; Gastropoda; Architaenioglossa; Ampullariidae. The record is from RefSeq and is a predicted model, not a curated record. Gene Ontology annotation, molecular function: rRNA primary transcript binding; snoRNA binding. Gene Ontology annotation, biological process: rRNA processing. Gene Ontology annotation, cellular component: Mpp10 complex; small-subunit processome; nucleolus.